This is a messenger RNA of Paramecium tetraurelia, 1135 nucleotides long. RefSeq lists its product as uncharacterized. The record is from RefSeq and is a predicted model, not a curated record. The transcript has 5 exons. NCBI's taxonomy places the organism in Eukaryota, Ciliophora, Oligohymenophorea, Peniculida, Parameciidae. Gene Ontology annotation, biological process: regulation of DNA-templated transcription. Gene Ontology annotation, cellular component: nucleus.
AAUAAAUUAAAUUAUGAGUGCAUUUUCGGAGGAACAUAAUAGGGAUAAUUCAAAUGAGCCCCCGAGGAAAUAGGAGAACAACAAGAAAGUUCACGAGUAUCCAGAGGAUUGGCCUAUGAAUCCGUCGCCAAGAUUUACUCCUAUGCAAUAUUCGUAAUUGUUUCCUCAUAUUCCUCCUCCCUUGGAUCUUGAAAACAAAGGUUUCAAUGACUAUGAUCCCUAGAAAUAUCUCAAUAGCGACAAAAAGGGCUAAAGCAGCUAUGCAUUUCGAAAACAUUCAUUGGGAGAAGUUCCGCAAAUUGAUCAUAUGGACGACGACCCACAUCGAAACCCGUAUGCUUUCGGCUACUAUCCAAUGAAAUACCCUCCAUAACCUAUGAUGAUGAAAUACCCCCCUGGUCAACAGUUUAUGGUCUCACCGUGGUAUCCACCCAGACCUCCUUAAUAAAUGAUGCCUCCUUAUUGUUACUAUCCUCCUAUGUAUGAUGGUCUUCAAUGUCAGAAUACUGUUUCAAAGGAACUUCAAUCUAAAGUCUUUCAAUUAGUCUCGUAUCAAAAGGUUUCUGAUUUUCAGUGUAAUUGCAAAAAAAGUAAAUGCCUCAAACUUUAUUGUGAGUGUUUUGCCAAUAAUGGGGUGUGUUCACAGAGUUGUAAUUGCCAAGAUUGUAAAAAUAGAAUAGAUAAUCCUCAAGAGAGAUCAAAAGCAAUCGAAGAAGCCUUGUUAAGAAACACUGAUGCUUUUGUGCAAUGUUUUUCAACCAAGGGAGGUGCCCAAUUUGUUCAAUAAGAUAAACCACUUAAAGAACCAUCGAAGGACAACUCCAGUGUCAUUCGGAAAGGAUGUAAUUGCAAAAAGUCUGGAUGCAAAAAAAAGUAUUGUGAAUGCUACAGUCAAAAUAUCAGAUGCAAUGAACUUUGUAAAUGUGAACAUUGUUUAAAUAAGACUGAUGCUGAAAUAUAGGCUCAACAAGAUCUAGGGCAAGAGGAUCACAAUAAUUUGAGCAAAGGCAAUCAAAAAUAAAAAAAAGUAAAAUUGGAGAAACAUGAGGAAAGAAGCGAUUCUCCUUUUGUUCAAUUGGAAAUCAAUCUAAAGAAGAGCAAUUUACAUAAGGUGAAGAAACAAGAGAAUAAUUGA